Symbiodinium sp. CCMP2592 is the source of this 3141-nucleotide messenger RNA. NCBI's taxonomy places the organism in Eukaryota, Dinophyceae, Suessiales, Symbiodiniaceae. The record is from the annotation of a GenBank genome assembly.
AUGCAACUCACUUCAUCCGCGUUGACGAAGGAACCGGUUGCCUUUUCACGAUAUCGACUUCCAGGACUAGAUGUCUUGGAGAUUACUACCAGCGGUGACCAGGUCUCUAAGGAAGUAUGCCGGCACAAAGGGAGGGCAAUUGCUCGGAAGGAGCCGACUGAAAAGAAGUUGUGGAAUUGGAUCCACAUGUAUGAGCCUCGUCACCUUUGGAUCAAUUGUCCCAGCGGCAAGAAUACAAGGAAAUGGUGGUCUCCCAGGUUGCUUUCUGACCUUUAUCAUCAUCAACUACAUCAAGGACGGCAUCUGCAUAUUAGGGGAGACCAUGAUUUCUUUGUGGAGCCGAGUGCCGAGCUUCAGGAGAUUCAUGAGGGGAUGUUGUGUGCAUUCCAUUCGCUGCCGGAGCUUUCAGGCUGCCGGGUACCUCCUGGUAAUAACUUUCUCCAGCAGGUGUCCUAUGUCUACACCACAUCCCGAACCAUGUUUAAUGCGGUGGAUACCCGACAAGUUUCGGAGGAGAAUUCGCACCGAGGAAGCUCCAGCAACCACGUCACACCGACACCACGAAAGCACUGCCACAACAGCCGACUGGCAGCACUGGCAGCACAGGCACUCAUCAGUGACAAGGGGUUGCCUCUAUAUAUGCUAGAGCUGUUGGUAGGGGAGGACCUUAAGCGCAGCUCGCCUGAGAACCCUGAUUCGAAUCAAAGUGCUGGUAGUGCUAGAGCUGCGACUCAACAAGUGUUGAAGCGCCGACGGUUGUGGCAGAAAACUCCACCGCCGCCAGACUCCACGACUUCGUCCGAUGCAUCUUCUAGUGGACAGGAGGGCUGGGGUACCGGGGAUAUUCAGGUUGAUGGUGAGGAACAUUGGGUUAGCUUACCUAAGUACAAACAGAAUCGGAAAGGAACUCCAGCGAGGAUCAGUCUCACUGUGUUUGGGGCUCCGCCCAGCCACAUUCAUCAAGAUCUUGAUUUCGGCGAUGUCAUAGGCAUCGACGUGGCCUAUUGGACCAGCUCUGCCGGGAAGACAUACAUGUUUACCCAUGUUCUUGAUGAAGGCACGCUGUUUCAACAGGCCACUUCGGCAGGCCGAACUUCGCGCGAACAGUUUUCCGCACUCAUGGACAUGUGGCUCAAAUGGGCUGGCCCUAGUCAACUGUUGUAUUGUGACCCAGCGGGAGAGUACACGGGAGAGGAGUGGAGAGAGUUUAUGCAGAGAGAGGGCAUUUGCAAUCGGAUUUGCGCCGCAGAGUCUCACUGGCAAAUCGGCCGGACGGAACAGCAUGGCAAGCUACUCAAGAACAUGCUCUCUCGCAUGGUUCAAGGAGAGGUUCCCGAAAGUAGUCCUCCAAACGCGUCCGACCUGACUCCCAUCACGGACUUGCCUGUUGAAGUAGCUUUACCACCUGGGGAUGCCACCAUGGGUGUUCCAGAGCAACCUGAAAUGGAGGUCUCCCCAGUAGUCUCAGAGGUUCCGGAUGCUACGAUGGAGCCUCAUGACAUACCCGUUCCCGACGAUGAAGACGAUGACCUUCUUUUCGGGGAUGCCGAAAGUUUUCUGGUGCAUCCUACUGGAAGUCAGGCAUGGGAAUUGCAGGUCCAUGAAACGAGCGUUCCGUUUGAAAACCUUCCAACUCCUGAGCAAUCUUUGCAGUAUGUAUUGCUAGCCACCGCUGAGAAAAAGAAACGCGUGGAGGUUCGUUUGAAGGACCUCAGUCCCACAGAGCGGCAGCAGUUUGAAGGGGCUAAGAGUAAGGAGGUUGGUGCAUGGCUUGAUCAUAGGACGGUUCGUAGGGUUGCCGCAGGGACGCUUGAUGAUUCCCAGCUCAUGCGUUGCCGAUGGAUCCUCACGUGGAAGCCACCGGAAAAAGAAGGAGGGCCCAAGAGGGCCAAAGCUAGGCUGGUAGUUCUAGGGUUUGAGGAUCCCGGUUUAGCAGAGAUACCCAACGACGCUCCAACUUUAGGGAAGGAUGCACGCCAACUGUUGCUCCAAAAGGUGGCUUCCCAGCGAUGGACGUUGAUUAAUUUCGACAUUUCCACAGCGUUUCUGCAAGGAAAGGGAGAUGGUAGGAAAUUAGGGAUUAUUCCGCCUGAGGAACUGAAGCAGGCUUUGGGAAUGCGGAAGGGCGAACAGUGUCAGCUAGAUGGGGGUGCUUAUGGCAGGGUGGAUGCUCCUUUCCUCUGGUUUCAGACCCUGAAGCAGACGCUGGAGAGUCUAGGGUUUGUGCAGUGUCCGUUCGACGCCUGCACCUUCAGCCUCGUGUCGCGACAGGGUGAUGGAUCACCGAAGGUUCACGGCGUACUAGGGGUUCAUGUAGACGACGGUAUUGGUGGUGGUGACCAAUAUUUUUCAAAGGUGAUCCAACAGCUCAGAGAUAUCUACUCUUUUGGGUCUUACGAGGAGGGAGAUUUUACGUUCACCGGCAUUCGGUUUAAGCAGUGGGAUGAUGGGAGCAUUGAGAUGGACCAGGUGAGGUACGUUGAAAAGAUUGAACCCAUUCAGAUUUCCCGUAGUCGUCGACAAGACCCCACGGCCAAGCUCAAUCCCAGCGAAGUGCAUGAACUCCGCCGAAUUAACGGUAGCCUUCAGUAUGCUGCCGUUCAUACUCGUCCGGACUUAGCCGCCAAGGUAGGCUAUCUACAGUCUAGAAUUCCGAAGGCGGAGGUCAGGCACUUAAUCGAGGCCAAUCGAGUCUUGCAUGAAGCCAAAACGCAUCCCGUGUCCAUCAUGAUAGUUCCGAUUCCCGAGGAGCAUGUAACGUUCUGCACUUUUUCUGAUGCUUCUUUUGCUACUUCGAAGGAUAACAACUCGUAUCAGGGGACACUCGUGAUCAGUACGGAUUGGCGCAUGCUUCAGAAUGAACAAGCCGUGGUUGUUCCAGUUGCUUGGUCCAGUAAGAAGAUAGCUAGGGUGGUUCGGAGUACUCUCAGUGCAGAGGUAGUUGCCCUAUGUAACUCGAUAGAUCGCAUGUCCUGGCUCCGGUUACUGUGGGAGUGGAUGAAGGACCCAAGCAUUGAUCUGGCCAACCCGGAACUCGUUUUAGAGCGGGCUCCGAAGUCGUCCUUGGUCACGGACUGCAAGAGUGCAUACGAUAUUGGAGCGUCUGAAAGAGAACUGCGCUAUGCGCUGGGUGCACUCUAA